Messenger RNA from Recurvomyces mirabilis, 2463 nucleotides. RefSeq lists its product as uncharacterized. The coding region runs from base 1 to 2463 and encodes 820 amino acids. The transcript is spliced from 2 exons. Gene Ontology annotation, cellular component: cytoplasm. The record is from RefSeq and is a predicted model, not a curated record. Gene Ontology annotation, molecular function: protein binding. NCBI's taxonomy places the organism in Eukaryota, Fungi, Ascomycota, Dothideomycetes, Mycosphaerellales, Teratosphaeriaceae.
AUGGAAUCGGAGGAUGGGCAGACUUUCAUCAAGAACCUAGCAUACUUCGUCCGAACACAUGAGAGAGCACUUGCGAACGCUCUACAACUACAACAUAAGCGCAAUGGCAGCCAGCAGGCCUCCACAGGCGCGACAUCCGCAUCCUCCUCGUCUACCUCGAUAACCCUCGCCGAGGCACUAUCACGACCCUACGUUGCCUUCUCAUCGCAGCAAAUCAAGCCUUCAAAGCUCACUUUGACACCACAUCACCUUUUCUAUCUUCUCAGCAAGUUCGAAGACCUUGGCGUCGAUGUGGGACCAACGACCGUCCGACUCGAAAACCUUCAGAGCACUGCUGCGCCCUCGAACUAUGUAUCCUUCCUCGGGCAUGCACCAAAGUCGAAGGGCAAACAAUCCGAUGCCGACUCUCUUCGAUCAGUCUCCAGCGUCCGAAGUGUCAUGUCAAGCGUGUCCUCGUUAUGGUCGACUUUCUCGUUGACGAAUAGCGUUGCGAAAGAGGAGAAGCGAAUGGCACAGCAUCGGGAUGAUAUCAAAUACUUGUAUUCCUGUUUCACGAAGAUACCGGCGUUGAAGUUGGCGCCAGACCAUCGUGCACGAAUGGUUGCUGGGUUUGAGGAGUUCCCUUUCGACACGGCGGUGCCGCUGUUCGCAUUCAAGAAUCUGAGUGCGUUGGAGGUAUCCGACCUGGACUUCAGGCAGUUUCAUGGUUGGGAUAGGUUGUCGGAGCAACUGCGGAGUUUGACUGUGAAGCGAGCAUAUUUGGAGGAUCCAAUUGAUCUAUUGCAGAACAUUGUGCUGGACGACAUGGAGCGGAGGCGAAAGCGUUCUUCCAUGUUACAGAACAUUCCCACUACACCAUCCACACCUGGCGGCAUCCCAUGGCCUGGAAGCAGUCCAAAAUUCAGGCAGAUUGAGCUUGCGCGGUCGUUCUCCAGCCCGAAUUCUCCGAUGGUCGAUCAGAGGCGUAGCUCGUUGUACGGAUCUUUGGCAAGAGCUGGGUCUUCGGAUGGGACGAAAACGCCGGCCCAACCAAUACGGCAGCGAAGCAAUUCACCUGUACGACCACCGAGCUCUAGACAUGGGUCGUUACGGAAAGCUCGACAGAUUGCUGCCGCUCAAGUGUACAGGAGAUCUUCCGGCAGCUCAGGGUCAAGUACACAAGAUGUGGAGCACCGACAUGGCACAUCCGACCUUCUAGCGUUCAACAUCCUGCCACCAUCGAAGUGGCGAAUGCUCCGACACCUGUGUAUUGCGGAGAAUGGCUUGACGUCUUUGUUUGUGGAGAGCUUGAGACCAAUUGCUGGAAGCCUACAGUCGCUCGACCUGUCAGGUAAUCUUUUCACGGAGAUCCCGGAUGCUUUGGCCAGUCUCACCCACCUUCGUGCUCUCAACAUGAGUAACUGCAUGGUCGACAGCCUGAAGUCAUUGGCGCGAUAUCCCCUACCAGCCAUUACGACCCUGAAUUUGAGGUCCAACAGACUUCUCUCCCUUGCCGGCAUUGAGAAGAUACGAACACUUGAAAGGGUGGAUCUGCGUGACAAUAAGCUAUACGACCCAACCGAAGUUCGAAGACUUACGAGUGCUCUUGACUUAGUCGACGUUUACGUGGUGAAGAACCCAUUCACGCGGACACACGGCGACUAUCGCAUCACGAUCUUCAAUGCUUUCCACGACACGCCUGGCUAUACUGCCGAGCUUACCAUCGACACUCUAGGUCCUACGUAUAACGAGAAGAAGCUGCUACAUGGUAGAGCGCCUGAGCCAGCGCCAGUGGUAGUCGUGCAGCCACAACCGGAGGACGAGUCGGAGCCGACCACGGAAGCAUCUCAGGAGCUGCGACCAGAGCUGUCCGUGUUCGAGCAGGAGCAGACUCCCGAGCGAGUCCGCAGUCAUCGGCGAUCAAACAGCGAUAUCGGUCCGCAGAGCAUGCGCCGAAGGAAGAAAGGUCCACGUAGGAGGAUAGUCGAGCUCUCGCAAGCCGAAAUAUUAGCCUCACCCCCUUCCAUGGCUCAACCACCUACAUCCGCUUCCGAGCUACCACCAAUGUCGCCUCCAUCGACAGAUGAACCAACCACACCUGAAGCGACACCAGCGGCAUACCAUACUGCACCCUCCACACAAGCCCAUCUCGAAGGGCCAACAGGUCUCCCGCCGCGGCCGACUUUAGAUACAGCAUUCACCUCCCCCGACCCACCACCUCGCAUCAUCACAGCCGAUGACUCAGACGACUCCCCACUCAAGUCUCCCGAAGAAGUAGACUCGCAUAGCGAUCUCUACAGACAGAAGAUCGAGGCGUUGAAAAGCGAGCUGGGCCCGAACUGGUUGACUGCACUGAAUGAAGACAGGUUUUCCGAGCAGCAGCGCACCGUGAGAUAUCGGAGUUAUAGUCCUGGCUCCCGCACACCCACUCGGACUGGACAGACUGGCCGGGGUGUCAGUGUCGGUGGCAGGACGCUGGGUUGA